AUGGAUGAUGAGGUGAACACCGAGUGCCCGGUGUGUUUUGAGAGUUUUUCGGAAGCGGCUCGCACGCUGAGUUGUGGACAUGCGUUUUGUCAUGACUGUCUGGUCGGGAUAUUUGUGAGCUCUAACCGUGAAGGAUCUCUCAUCAGGGACAGCAUUAUCUGCCCCGUGUGCAGGCACGUCACCUUCGUCAACAAACUGCACGGACUGGUAAAGAAAAAGGACAAACAUGCGAAGAUUUUGGAAGUCCCGACGACAUUCGCCUGGCGUCCAGCUAUUUCGAGGACCGGUGGAGAUCAGUCCAAUAGAAUCGGGCGCAAUCUAAGAUGGAUUUUAUCCAAACUGCGGCGACAGAGGCUGGUGUGCCCUAAAGAGUCUCUACAGGUGUUCAUCAUUAGUGAUUUGGGACGCCCUAUAGCAGAUGAGGACAUUAUUGAUGUAGGUUCACACGCUGUGAUGAACGAGAAUGGACCUGAUCGUAGGUGGACGGUUCGCUUAACAACGCACUGCCUGGUCUUCCUUCUGAUAGCAUUUACUUUACUGGCAUUAGUAGCUGCAACACUGCCUUGGUUAUUUCUGGCUUGA
Molecule: messenger RNA, 582 nt
Organism: Trichomycterus rosablanca
Lineage: Eukaryota; Metazoa; Chordata; Actinopteri; Siluriformes; Trichomycteridae
Product: RING finger protein 222
Exons: 1
Coding region: 1-582 (193 amino acids)
Source: RefSeq, a predicted model, not a curated record